This is a messenger RNA of Procambarus clarkii (red swamp crayfish), 801 nucleotides long. NCBI's taxonomy places the organism in Eukaryota, Metazoa, Arthropoda, Malacostraca, Decapoda, Cambaridae. The record is from RefSeq and is a predicted model, not a curated record.
AUGGUACAGUCAGCUGCGGCAUCAUCACUACAUCAAGAGGCAAAGACACACUAUCACAAUAUAUACCAAGGCGGGAAACUAAAUCAAGAAAGUGAGAAGGUUGGUAAGACUGGGCACAGCAUCAGCCAGCCCCCAAGUGAGAAGGUUGGUAAGACUGGGCACGGCAUCAGCCAGCCCCCAAGUGAGAAGGUUGGUAAGACUGGGGACGGCAUCAGCCAGCCCCCAAGUGAGAAGGUUGAUAAGACUGGGCACGGCAUCAGCCAGCCCCCAAGUGAGAAGGUUGGUAAGACUGGGCACAGCAUCAGCCAGCCCCCAAGUGAGAAGGUUGGUAAGACUGGGGACGGCAUCAGCCAGCCCCCAAGUGAGAAGGUUGGUAAGACUGGGCACAGCAUCAGCCAGCCCCCAAGUGAGAAGGUUGAUAAGACUGGGCACGGCAUCAGCCAGCCCCCAAGUGAGAAGGUUGGUAAGACUGGGGACGGCAUCAGCCAGCCCCCAAGUGAGAAGGUUGGUAAGACUGGGCACGGCAUCAACCAGCCCCCAAGUGAGAAGGUUGGUAAGACUGGGCACAGCAUCAGCCAGCCCCCAAGUGAGAAGGUUGAUAAGACUGGGCACAGCAUCAGCCAGCCCCCAAGUGAGAAGGUUGAUAAGACUGGGCACAGCAUCAGCCAGCCCCCAAGUGAGAAGGUUGGUAAGACUGGGGACGGCAUCAGCCAGCCCCCAAGUGAGAAGGUUGGUAAGACUGGGCACGGCAUCAACCAGCCCCCAUGUAAACAACGACCACACCGGGCAGGAAGGAAGUAA